Panicum virgatum (switchgrass) is the source of this 2214-nucleotide messenger RNA. Its product is annotated as (-)-alpha-terpineol synthase-like. Lineage: Eukaryota; Viridiplantae; Streptophyta; Magnoliopsida; Poales; Poaceae. Bases 421 to 1914 code for a protein of 497 amino acids. Gene Ontology annotation, biological process: diterpenoid biosynthetic process. Gene Ontology annotation, molecular function: terpene synthase activity; magnesium ion binding. The record is from RefSeq and is a predicted model, not a curated record. The transcript is spliced from 7 exons.
CACGGCGCCACAAGCUGUGGUGCUUGUCGGCGGCAGAGUCACCGGAUCAUCAGCAGCCGCGGCGCCGGUCGGCGAACUACCGGCCUAGCUCCUGGGAUUACGACGCCCUUCUCUCACUCAAGGGCGGCGGUGGCGGUCGUGAUCUGGGACGGAGCUAGCGGACGGGCAAGCAGCGCUCAAGGCUUGCCUACCGAUGCCAUCCCUCUACAGCCCCACCUAAGCCCCACCUUCUUUUUUUUAUGCAUACUUACAUAUACUAGGGGUCACACUAGAGUUAAAUCUCCGUAGAAUUUUGUUCAGCCUGAUCUAAAUUUUUUCCUGGCUUCGUCGCUGCUAAUAAGACUUUACAUUUCUACCCCAUAUGGUGAAUUAUAGGUGUGCCAAUUCAGCCAUGAUCAAUUGAAGAACAGUGUAAAGGAUAUGCUACUCGGUAAAUCAGAAGAAUCAUCUUGUAAGGCAACUCUCAUUGGUACAAUGCAGCGACUAGGCAUCUCCUACCACUUCGAGGAGGACAUCCGUAACAUCCUCAGCUCCAUCUCUAUGGAGAUAGCCAAUGAUCGACGCGUGGAUGAUGUUGCAUCUAUUGCCUUAAAGUUUAGGCUGCUCAGAGAGAAUGGGUUUUCCGCUGACCCAGGAUUAUUGUUGAAGCACGAUACAUAUGCAAAGCAGUGCAGCAAAGGGACGCUACAGAGGGAUGUCAAUAGAUUUCUGUCGAUAAAUGAAGCUUCAUAUCUUGCUUUCAGAGGUGAAGAAAUGCUAGAUUUAGCAAGAAAAUUUUCCACUAAAGCUCUUAAAGAUCUUAUGCCAUCCAUGCCUCCCCACACAAGGAAACGCGUGGCUCAUGCGUUAGACCUUCCAUUGCACUGGAUGGCUCCAAGGCUAGAAACAAGGUGGUUUAUUGAUCACUGUGCAGGAGACAUUGGCUUGCACCCAUUGCUUCUCCAAUUUGCAAAGGUAGAUUUCGACAAUGUGCAACGUGCGCAUCAGGAAGAGCUUGCUAGACUAACAAAGUGGUGGAGGGACAUUGGGCUUUGUGAUAAGUUGACGUUUUCAAGGGAUCGUUUGAUGGAGUGCUUCCACUAUGCAAACGGGAUUGUUUGGGAGCCGAAACAUGGAGCAUGCCGGGAGAUGCUUGCUAGAGUUGCUAAUCUAAUCAUUCACUUGGACGACGUUUACGAUGUCUAUGGAACACUAGAUGAACUCAUACUUUUCACUGAUGCCAUUGGACGAUGGGAUGAAAAUCCAUGUGAAAAGCUUCCUGAAUACAUGAAAGAACUUUAUUCCGUUAUAUAUGAUACAACAAAUGAAGUUGCUGAAAACAUUUUGAAGAUACACGGUUGCAGCAUGCACUCUGUUCUGGGGAAAGCGUGGCACGAUAUUUCUGUAUCAUUCUUGUUGGAGGCAAAAUGGCACCAUGGAAGCUACAGACCCACCCUCCGAGAGUACCUGGACAAUGGGGUGGUGUCGUGCUCUGCACCAUUGUUGUUGCUCCAUGCUUUCCCUAUGCUCAAUUCAGAGCUCAACGCAAGGACCUUUUCUCUGAUCCAGAGCAACCCAAGAUUAUUGCAGUCUGCUUCAUUAGUUUUGCGUCUCUGCAACGACUCCGCGACUCACUCGCAGGCAGAGCUGCAGAGAGGAGAUGCUCCAUCAUCCAUAGCUAUCCAUAUGUCCGAGAGCGGUGCCACUGAGCAAGAUUCUCGUAAGGCCAUGGAAGACCUAAUCAUGGAGGCAUGGAAGACAAUUAAUCAGGAGGCAUUCGGCAGCUGCAAGUUCGCGAGGCCCUUCGCCAAAGCUUGCGUGAACUUGGCUCGCAUCUCACAAUGCGUUUACCACAGGGGAGACGGCUUCGGUGAGCCCAGUGAUGUAAAAAGGAAACAAAUUAACGACUUGUUCUUGGAGCCUGCGUACAGUUGAGUGGAACCACAUAGAUCUGGCCCUGAUUGCUCGCAUGUGGCGAGGACGCUGGCGUGGUGGUCCUAUAUGUACGUACGAUUAUUAUUGUGCUUUGCCCUUGGAUGCCGGUUGUUUGGUUGCUGCUGCAGGAUCUGCACGCACAGCAAGAUGUUGGCGUUUGGUUGCUUGUGUGCAUGGCUCAAUGCAAUUAUGCAUAACAAGAUGUUGGUGUCAAAGUAAUUUUAACUUUCUCAAAUGUCAUCAGAAGAAGAGAUAAAUCAAUGGAGAAGUGAGGUUCUACUACCUCAAGUGUUUCGGUUA